Messenger RNA from Coffea arabica (coffee), 354 nucleotides. RefSeq lists its product as uncharacterized. Gene Ontology annotation, molecular function: nucleic acid binding; RNA-DNA hybrid ribonuclease activity. The record is from RefSeq and is a predicted model, not a curated record. NCBI's taxonomy places the organism in Eukaryota, Viridiplantae, Streptophyta, Magnoliopsida, Gentianales, Rubiaceae.
AUGGAGGAGGCGUUGGCUCUAAGAGCAGCCAUGCUUGUGGCCAAACGUCAAGGGUGGAGAGGGGUAAAGUUUGAGACAGAUUGUAAGCAAGUUAUUGAUAGGAUAAAUAGUGGAGAAAAUGAUAUAGAUAUCGCAACUGUGCUAUCAGAUAUAGAAAGGCUGAAGUCCAGUUCUUAUGAAUGUUGCUUUUCCUUCACUAGAAGGAGAAGCAACUCUGUUAGUCAUCAGGUAGCUAAAUUUGCUACAAAUUUGGAAGAAACUGCUGAAUGGAAGUCAGACUUCCUAGUUUGGUUGCUUGAGUUGGUACAAGCAGACUAUAGGGGCAGUUGCUCCAAAAAUUGUAAUAUGAUUUAG